This is a messenger RNA of Phytophthora nicotianae INRA-310, 1413 nucleotides long. RefSeq lists its product as hypothetical. The record is from RefSeq and is a predicted model, not a curated record. The transcript has a single exon. The coding region runs from base 106 to 1323 and encodes 405 amino acids. Lineage: Eukaryota; Oomycota; Peronosporomycetes; Peronosporales; Peronosporaceae.
AUCACAGCCAGGUUGGUCUCACUUGUCCCUCCACCAACUGAUGGCAUGCGCAAGGGCUCAUUCCGACAUUCGCGAGCUCGUGACUGAUCCAAAAUUGCCGGCGCAAUGGAGUUCAAGGAGUUCCGCAACCGCUCGGCGCGCGAGCCCUUCACGAGCCCGUACCCUCCGAUGGAGUUGUCACCAAAGGAGAAGGACCUCUUACGUCAGCUUGCCAAGGAUUUGGUGGCUGUGAAUUUAGACGAAUUCGAGGAGUUCCUCUUCGACAACAACGGAAUUCUCCCAGAGCACCAGUGGGAAUUUGUGCGUCGUGACGAACAGGUCGAGACCUUCCUCCGUCGUCGUGAAAAAUACGGUCUUCGUGGCUUCGGUGCCACCAAGCGAUUCCGUCGCGACACGUCCGACACCAGUGCGAGUAUGAGUAGCACUAAGAGUGAUGAGCUGACGUCUCUGGACGUGGCAGAUAUUCGCUCCGUCGGAUUCAAGGACGGCACGAUUGAAGACGGCGUCUACGGUGCCAUGAGUCCCACAACGGAAGUCUUCCGCACCAAAUCUGCGUACGUUGACGACAAAAUCGAGGAGUGCAACGUGCUUGCUCUCAUCGACAACGUCACGGACUCUGAUCCGUUCACAUCGUUGACUGUCCGCUGGCGCGUGACGGAGAACCCACCGAUCAUGCGCACAUUCCUCAAGAGCUACGACCAUAUCUACCUCGAGGCCACGGGGUUUACCACGCUGAGCAACGGAGACCGCGUGAGCUACCAGCUCCUGCACUCCAUCGAUUUCCCGCAUUUAACUCCUCCACUUUCUACCCAUUCCCGCGGUCAAGUUGCUGCCAUCUUGUUCAUGCGCCAGGUUGACGAGGACACCGUCCAGAUUCACGGCCGUGGAGUAUUCGCCAUUCCAUUCGAGCGAGCACGCGGACUCUUCACGCACAUGGUUCUGGUUUCCAUGUCCAAGUCUUGUAUCAACAUUUUCUUCGCGGCUCAGAUGAAAAAGUUGCGUUGGGCCCUUCGCGAACGAAGGAAAAGAGGUGUUGACUCGGGUGUACUGUCGAUCUCGGGUAUAAAUGAAUGCAAGGUCUGCCAGAAGACGCCUACAGUCCGUAAGGGAUACAACUGCAUGCUCUGCGGGGAGUUUGUGUGCAAGUCGUGCAGGGUUACGCACAAAAUCGCAGAUAUUGGCCCGGACAACAAACUCUACUGGACGAAGGCGAUCGUGUGUCCGUUUUGCAUGACUCAAGUGAUCAAGUCGGACGUGUCGAUCACGAUGCGCUCCGAAAUCGCAGCAGGAGAGUACCCGGACCGAGACACGAAGGUCAUGUAGAAAAUUUACUUGAGGUAGUUAGUAGAUUGCAGCAAAGCCAUUAUCACAUCAGCGCUUAUAUAAAUUUGUUUCUUUUGGUUCGAACACGAA